Hemicordylus capensis (graceful crag lizard) is the source of this 2717-nucleotide messenger RNA. It is a transcript of the gene WRAP73, whose product is annotated as WD repeat containing, antisense to TP73. Gene Ontology annotation, cellular component: microtubule organizing center; mitotic spindle; MWP complex. NCBI's taxonomy places the organism in Eukaryota, Metazoa, Chordata, Lepidosauria, Squamata, Cordylidae. Gene Ontology annotation, molecular function: protein binding. Gene Ontology annotation, biological process: protein localization to mitotic spindle pole body; microtubule anchoring at mitotic spindle pole body; mitotic sister chromatid segregation. The transcript is spliced from 12 exons. The coding region runs from base 1069 to 2412 and encodes 447 amino acids. The record is from RefSeq and is a predicted model, not a curated record.
CCCGGGAAGAGACCGUUGAUUGGCGGGCGCCUUUGAACGGACGGAGAGCUGUCUCCCCCCCCCCCUCACGUGCGCGCGCUUCUUCCCGCUCCGGAGAGCCCCCUACCUCCCCCACCCUCCUCUGUCAGUAAGGGCGGGGGCCAAGCCACUCUCCCCACUCCUGCCUGUGCUUUGGGGGCCCCCCCUCUCCCUAUUCUCCUCUGCCUCUCAGGGACAGCACCCCCUCCCUGAGUGGGGGGGGGGGGCAGCCCUCCCCCCUUCCUAAUUAGUAUUUCACAUUUUCUGCCAGGGCUUCAGGGCCACCUUUCCCUUCCUCUCACCGCCCCCCCCCCAGCCUUUGAGUGGGGGGGCAGCAUCUCUUCCUCUAAGGGGAGGGUUGGCUGUUACCCCCUUAAAAAAAUUGAGAACUCCCUCCCUCCCCCGCCCCCCUUGAGACCUCCCCCUCCCCCCUUUUGAGAGGGGCAACAGCCUCUUCCUUGAGGGUGGAUAAAGGGUGGGGCAGGAGGGGGGGGCUUUUUCCUUAACUGAAAUUUUUGAUGCAAUUCUCCCCCCUAAGUGUGGGGUGUGGCUGCUUCUCUGCCCCUCCUUGCCUGUCCUGUAGGGAGUGAAUUGCAGCAUCUCCAGUUUUUUGGGGGGGUUCUUUCUUUCUUUCUUUCUUUCUUUCUUUCUUUCUUUCUUCACCCCUUGAAGCUGGGGUUCAUCCUCCCUCCUUAAGGCCCCUGAGAAGCAGCCCCUCCCUUGAGAAGCAGCACCCCUUUUCUUAAUUUGGGAUAUUCUCCAAUUUGGUGUUGUGUGUUUGUGUGUGUGUGUUUCAUGUCACUUCAUCCCUCUGCCUUGGAAGUAUGUCUAUUUUAUAGGAGGUGGGGGCGCCUUCCCUCUGCAUUUGGCAGGCAUUCCCACCUGAUUCUGAUUCUUAACUGCUUUUGCGGGCAUUGGAAACAGCUUGCCAGUGGGGUGUGUGUGUGUGUGUGUGACAGCACAGCACCACCCUUGCGAGGCUGGCUUUGCCCUUCCCCCUUCUGAUUGGGCUCAGCCACCCCCAAACGUCUCCCCCACCCUUUGGACAACAUGAACUUCUCGGAGGUCUUCAAACUCUCCAACCAGCUGUGCAAGUUUUCCCCAGAUGGGAAGUACCUGGCUUCAGGUGUGCAGUACCGUUUGGUGGUCCGUGAUGUCAAAACCCUCCAAAUCCUGCAGCUCUAUACCUGUCUGGACCAAAUCCAGCACGUCGAGUGGUCUUCUGAUUCCCUCUUUAUCCUCUGCGCGAUGUACAAGCGAGGAAUUGUGCAGAUCUGGUCCAUGGAGCAGCCAGACUGGCACUGCAAGAUCGAUGAAGGCUCCGCUGGGCUGGUGGCUUCUUGCUGGAGCCCGGACGGCCGUCACAUUCUCAACACCACCGAGUUCCACCUGCGGAUAACUGUCUGGUCCUUGUGCACAAAAUCUGUGUCUUAUAUCAAGUAUCCGAAGGCCUGUCAGCAGGGAAUCGCCUUCACCAAGGAUGGCCGCUACAUGGCUUUGGCAGAGAGAAGAGACUGCAAAGAUUACAUCAGUCUCUUUGUGUGCAGUGACUGGCAGCUUCUGAGGCAUUUUGACACUGAAACUCAAGACAUGGCCGGGAUCGAAUGGGCACCAAACGGCUGCGUGUUGGCGGUGUGGGACGCCUGCCUCGAGUAUAAAGUUUUACUGUAUUCCCUCGAUGGCCGCCUGCUGUCCACGUACCGUGCCUACGAAUGGUCACUGGGCGUGAAGUCUGUCGCUUGGAGUCCCAGCAGCCAGUUCUUGGCCGUCGGCAGCUACGACGAAAAGGUGCGCAUUCUGAACCACGUGACUUGGAAGAAGGUGGCCGAGUUUGAGCAUCCUGUAACCAUUGCGAGCCCAAAGACGAUUGUCUAUAGGGAGGCAGAGAAAUCGCCCGCCGUGGAGAUGGACAAUCUUGCUUUUCCUCCUACCAAGGCCGUGGCCAGCUUGCUCUUCAGCACAAAGAGUAAAUACGACAUUGCCCAAGCCCCAGUGUCUCUGCAUCACAUCAAGCCCGCCAUUGAUCGGGCAAAUCCGAGGAUGGGAGUCGGCGUGUUGGCUUUCAGCUCCGACAAUUGUUUCCUGGCAACCAGAAACGAUAACAUUCCUGAUGCUGUCUGGAUCUGGGACAUCCAGAAGAUGAAGCUCUUUGUGGUCUUAGAGCAGCUGUGUCCGGUCCAGCUCUUCCAGUGGGAUCCCCGCCAACCCCGGCUUGCCAUAUGCACGGCGAACAGCAGGAUGUACCUGUGGUCCCCUGCAGGAUGCGUGUCUGUCCAAGUCCCCAUGGAAGGUGACUUCCAGGUGAUUUCUCUAUGCUGGCACUCCAGUGGGGAUUCUCUGGCUCUUCUGAGUAAAGAAAACUUCUGUAUUUGUUACUUGGAAAAAGUGAAAUAGCAACACCCAAAGGGAAGCUUGGCUUGUGUACUGAUUCUCCAACAUUUGGAGGGGAAAAAAGCACUCUCUUGCAUGAUAUCUGUGAAGUAUUAACUGAAGCCUGUAUCCAGACAUGGUAGUUCAAAUAGGGCCGUGUGAUACUUUGCUUCAAGUGCUCCAGCCAUUGAAGAAGUUAUUAAAUCGUGGGAAACAGGAGUGCGGACAUCUUCUAAAACUCCUAAGUUGCUUGUUUUAAAUGUAGUGUGUAUUUUUUAUAGUGUGUAAACUUGGUUUCAUAAUGUCAAUAAAUACGUUGAUUAUACAAA